AAACAAAUGUUAGCUACACAAUUGGAAUAUUAUUUUUCGAGAGAAAAUUUAGCAAACGAUUCUUGGCUGCUAUCACAAAUGGACAGUGAUCAAUAUGUACCCAUAUGGACAGUGGCCAACUUUAAUUUAGUUAAAAAACUAACAAAAGAUAUUAAACUCAUAACAGAAGUGCUUAGGGAAUCACCGAAUGUGCAAGUAGACGAAGAAGGUCUCAGAGUACGACCAAAUCACAAAAGAUGCAUUAUAAUAUUACGUGAAAUUUCUGAUCAAACUCCAGUUAAAGAUGUUAAGAACAUUUUUAACAAUGAAAACUGCCCACGCGUUAUUUCGUGUGAAUUUGCUGGCAAUAAUUCAUGGUAUAUAACUUUUGAAUCAGAUGAAGAUGCACAAAAAGCUUUUAAAUAUUUAAGAGAAGAUGUUAAAGAAUUUCAGGGUAAACCAAUAAUGGCUCGGAUGAAAGCCAAACCAUUUAUAAAUAGAUUACCAAUCGGUCCAGUAUCAACUAUUAAAAAUGGCUUCCGUUUGACUUCACCACCAGCCGCUGUAUACGAUCCAAAUGCUGCUGCUGCAGCGGCUGUUGCUUAUAGUGCAGCACCGCAACGUUUUGUUUAUGCUGCCAAUGGAGCAGCAAUGACGCAACCACCAGUACCAUAUAAUGGUCAAUUACAUUUAAUUCAAUUCCAACAGCAACAAUUUUAUCCCGGCAUUGUUACACCUUGGCCUACUGCGGCUGCUGCAGCUGUAGCAGCAGCCGCAACCACAGCACAUGGUCAGAAUUUCUAUGAGAUUGGCAAUGUUUUUGCAGCCAAUGGUUUGCCUCCUGCAGUACCUGCAUAUGCCACAACAGCACCACCUCCUACACAAACUCCUGGUUUAACUGGCAGCACAAAACCGCAAAGCGGUGGCGGCGGUGGUGGUGGUGGCGGAGGCGGUGGACGCUAUAACAACAAUCAUCGUAAUAAUUCUGGCAACAGUGGUGGUCAAAGCGGCGGUGGUCAUCGUAAGCAGCCACGCAACACAAACCUCCAACAGUUGCAACAAACUCCCCAACCUCAACCCCAAUUGGCUGGUAACAAUAUAAUUGUAUCUAGUGUAAGUGUUGGUGGAGCUGGUGGUCUGGUCGGCGUUAUGCCAACUACCAUUGUCGAUCCCCAUCAACAGCAGCAAACUAUGACGCAACAGCAUCAAAUGCAACAACAACAACAACCACCACCUAAUCAACAGCAACAACAGACUUCAAGUCAACAGCAGCCUGGCUCUCAGCAAAGUAGUAAUACAAGACAUUAUUCAAGCAUGAAACCAAAUACUGGUGGCAUACCGAAAUCUUCUAUUGAUAAAUCAUAUGGUGGUGGUGGCAAUACGAAUGCUCUCAGCAGUCAUCAUCAUUAUAGUGCGCAAAAUCAAACUACUCAUCAUGUACAAACACAACAACAACAGCAGCAGCAGCAACAACCUCAGCAAUUGAGUGGCGGAGGCGGUGGUGCUGCUGCAACACACAUACAACAAACUCACUAUCAAAUGCCUUCCUCUAAUACACAAACUGGUGCAAUGCAGCAUACUUCCUAUACGGCACAUAAUGUACCAACUGUUUCAGCACAACAGCAUCAUCAUCAGCAGCAGCAACAGCAGAUCCAUCAACAGCAACAACAACAGCAGCAACACGACCUACAAGACGAUGUUAAUGUUGAGGUUGUUCAUCAAUCACAAAUUGUUGUACAACAUGUGCCACAACAGGGACAUCAUCAUAAUCCACGUAAUAAUGUUACUUCAUCAUCCUCUUCUUUGAGUAAUUCGGUUGGUGGAAGUGGUGUCGGCGGCGGUGGCAGUGGUGCUGGAAAAGAUCCGCCACAUUGGUCUCAAUCUCGCCCAAGACGAAGAAGACGUGAUGAUGAUAAUUCUGGCAUGACUUACUCACCUAAUAAUCGUGUUGGCGGCGGCGGUGGAGGAGGAGGCGGCGGGCAAUCGUAUAAUUCGUCGCAUCAUUCUCAACAGCAGCAGCAACAACAAAGUGGUGGCAAUUCAGGUGGCGGGGGAGGAGGAGGAGGUAGUGUUAUUUCUUCUUCUCAAGGCAGUAGUCAUCAUCAUUCAAAUCGCAAUGAUAUUAGUGGUGGUGGCCAUCAUGGCGGUGGUGGUGGUGGUUAUACGUCGCAUCGUAAUGACAAUGAACAUCGCGGCGGUUAUAAAGGUAACAAUUAUAAUCCUCACUAUAAUAGCGGAGGCGGAGGAGGUGGCGGUGGUUCCCACUCCCACCAUUCUUCUAACAAUUCAUCUUCACAUCAUCACAAUCAACAUCACAAUACAGCGACAUCAUCAGGUUCCUCACAACAACAACAGCAGCAACAAUUGCAACAGCAACAACAUCAUACUUCUUCCACUUCAUCAUCAUCGACACAACACCAUUCAAUGACAACUUCAUCUUCUUCUACCCAUCAUUACAAUCCACAUCAUCAUAAUCAAAAUGAAGGUGGUGGUGGUGGAGCUAGUGGAGGUGGCGGAGGAAGUGGAGGAGGUGGAGGCGGAGGAGGUAUUGGGGGUGGAGGAAGUGGUCGUGAUGUUGGUGGUGGUGGUGGUAGUGGUCGCAACUAUGAAGGCGGCCGUCACACAGCUGGUGGUGGUUCUAGUUAUGCUGGUAAUAAUGAUAGAUCUGGUGGAGGUCAUGGUAGUGGAGGUGGCGGUGGAAGUCGCCAUCAUGACAACUAUCAUCAUAACAGCCAUCACCAGAGCCAUCAUCAACAUCACCAUCAUCAGCAGCAACAGCAGCAACAACAGCAACAAAAUGCUACACCACCACAACCGCCGCAAUUUGACUUAGAAGCAGCAGCUUUUCCACCACUGCCAGCCACCUCAUCGUCUGUGGCCUCUAGUAAUGUUGCUGCAACCAGUGGUACCAAUAAUAAACAAACUGCCAGUGCAUUACAACAACAUCAGCAGCACCAACAGCAAGUGAGUUUAAAUGAUGCUACAACAUCUGCCAAUAAUAACAACAACAUGACUAUCAAUAGUAAUAGUAACAACAAUAGCAGCAACAGCAUCAGUAGUACAUCUGCUGAACAACAUCAACAACAGCAACAUCAUCAACAGCAGCCAAAAAACGUCAAUACUCAACCCUAUCACCAGCAGCAUCAGCAAUCGCAACAACAAAAUACAAGUAACACUUUAAUAAAUAGUUCCUCAAUUAAUUCGGGAAAUGGUAAUAACGGUGGUAGUGGUUGGGCAGAAAAUCGUCUAGCUGAUGUAGUACGUGGCAAUGGUAAUAAUAAUAACAACAACGCCAGUGGGGGAGGAGGUAAAAAAUCUCGCAAAGAUUCCGGCCACAACAAUAAACAACAUAAUAAUUUUUACCAACAACAAAGAGGUAAUGCAGCUGUCAGUCCAACGCCCACCGCUGGCGCUGGCGGUGGUAAUAUUACAGCCACCAUUGCCUCAAACGCCAACUCAACAAACAGCAACAACAAUAACACCUCAACCUUAAUUAACACACCCGCCAUAGAAACUGCUAAUAUUGAAGAUUUAAACAAACAACAACAACGCGAUCAUUCAAGCGCCAACAACAACAGCAAAAGCAACAACAAUAAUAAUAAAUCAUUGACAAAUAAUAAACAAAAUUCUAAUUCUAAUAACUCUGCAACUGUGAUACCGUGUUUAACACAAAACAAUACUAAUACAACAAAUAUUAAAGGUAGCAGCAACAUUGUUGCUGCUACAUUUAACACCACAACCUCAUCAUCUCCUAUCACCGCUGACUGCAAUAGCGGUAGCAGCAACUGCAGUAAUAGCAGCGGUGGUCCAACUACUAAUCUCCAUGAAAAAUUCAACAAGACUGAAGAAUAUUUGGUACAUGCCAUAAAUAAUCCAAUUGCCACUGGAGGAGCAGUUGUAGGAACAGGAGGUGGUAUUGGUGUUCAUCAUAAAUCUGGCUAUGUUCACACUACAGCUUGUGCUAAUAGUGGCGGCAGCUGUGGCAACAAUGAUUGCAACAACGAACGCAACAAUAAUACAAAAAAUGUGUCAUCCUCAACUGGCACCGCUGCCGCAGCUGUGUGCAGUGUGGCCACCAUGACCACAAACCUUGCCGAAUGCAGUCUAAACAAUCAUAAGAAACCACCUGCCAUUGCAGCUUUAAUUGCCAAAAAAGAGACGCCAAAAGAUGCUACAAAGCAAAAAAAUGCCUCCACAUCAACUAGCUCAACAUCCACAGAAAACAUAGCUGCCGCUGUCGUCUCAACUUCUUUAAAUAGUAGCAGCACUGGCAUAAUGGCUAAUGCCGCCAUUCUUCCCAUCGCUGGUGGUGGUGGUAGCUCGGCCGCUUCACGUUUAAGUUAUGCUCAAGUGGCACAACGUAAAGAUGAUAAUGCAGCCGCCGCAGUUAGUAUUUUGUCACCCGUAGCUGUUAAUAAACACGAAUCAGCUGUAGGAACAAGCUCCUCCGUUAUCCCCUCCCCAUCCGUUGUAUCCACUUCCAUAAAUUCUUCCCCUUCAGUAGCUGUCAAUAAAAUUGAAGGGAAUAAUGAUAAACAUGUGGCCAAUAAUAAUAACACUUCAUCCUCAAGUAGUUGUAGUACAAUUGUUGUUGGUUGUGCUAAUAAUGCGAAUGUUGCAGCAGUGAGCGUUAACUCAUCCUCCUCCUCAUCGUCGUCGUCCUGCUCCUCUUCAGGUGCUGGUGCUGCAUCAUCUAUAACUGUAACUGGUGCUGUGAAUAGUGGCAGUAAUGUUCCAGUAACAUUGCGCACUGAAAUUUCCAAAGAAAAAGACUUUUCUCGUGAAAAUCGUCAAUCAACAGGAAGUAGUAAUGCAAAUGUUGGCGGUGGCAGUAGUGUAAAUAGUAGUAGUAUAAAUAACACUACUUUUUCCUCCUCAAAUACUGGUGGAGGCGCGACACGUAAUCAUCAACGUGUCGAGGCAAAAGACUUUAAAAACUCACAUACACGAGAACGCAAUAGUGAUGCUGCUGAAAGUAGCAACGGCAGUGGGGGUCGCAAAUCACACAGAAACACUAAUAAUAACAAUUAAAUCCACGUCCUAAUAUUAUAGAACAAAAAAAGACUACGAAUUGUAAUAUCAGUUAGUUGAUGAACAAAAAAACAAACAGAAGAACAUUUUUUUAUUGAAUUUACUAUGUAAAAGUUUCAAAAGAUAAGACCACACAAAAGAACUGAUUUAUCUGCUAUAUUCCCAAAUGCAUACAUAAUAUGCGUUUUAUUAUUAUUUUUUUUUUGUCUUUGCGUUAAGCGUAUAUAUUUCGAAAAUAUAUAUGUGAAUGCUUAUCGUUUUGGAACAUAACUAAAAUAUAUUUAUUAGAAUUGAACAAAAAAAUAUAUAUAUAUGCAGCCAACAAGACAUUCGACCUUAGUGUCAAAGUAUUUUAGAAAAACAAAGUUAAAACAGUAAAAACGAAUAAAAUGUUAAGGUUUCUUUUGCACUUAAUAAAACAAAAAACAAAUUGACAAAUUGACUAGAGAACUUAUUUUUUGUAUAGUAGAUUUUGAAGUAUGUUACAACUCCAUUUAAUUUAUUUUUAUUUUUUUUUUUUCGUUUUUAUUUUCUUUAAUUGUUUUUCGUUUCUUUUCAUAAAUAUAUUUAAAAAAUCAUUAAUGUGUAUUUAAAAAAAUAUAUAAAAGACUACUUACACACUAUAAUAGAAUAUUGAAAAUACUACAACUACUACUAUUAUCACUACUACUACUAUUAUCUACUGCAACUACUACUAUUUGCCUAAAAUAUAUGGAAAAAAAAAAAACAAAUACAACUUUUGCUAAUAAUAAGAUUAGU
Molecule: messenger RNA, 5769 nt
Organism: Lucilia sericata (common green bottle fly)
Lineage: Eukaryota; Metazoa; Arthropoda; Insecta; Diptera; Calliphoridae
Product: la-related protein Larp4B-like
Biological process (GO): positive regulation of translation
Cellular component (GO): cytosol; cytoplasmic stress granule
Molecular function (GO): mRNA 3'-UTR binding
Source: RefSeq, a predicted model, not a curated record